Messenger RNA from Anopheles darlingi, 693 nucleotides. Its product is annotated as circumsporozoite protein-like. Lineage: Eukaryota; Metazoa; Arthropoda; Insecta; Diptera; Culicidae. Bases 13 to 555 code for a protein of 180 amino acids. The record is from RefSeq and is a predicted model, not a curated record. The transcript has a single exon.
UGUGUCCUAUUAAUGUCAAAACUUUGUUCCUAUCUUGGCGAUUUUGCCGCUUCUGAAAUUCACGCCGCCCGGCCCGGUAUGUCCUUGGGAAGGACUGGAGCUGGGGGCCCGGCAUGGCCGACGGGGGCACCAGCAUGGCCGACGGGGGCACCGGCAUGGCCGACGGGGGCACCGGCAUGGCCGACGGGGGCCCCGGCAUGCCCGGUGGACGCACGUGCAUGGCCGGCGGGGGUACAACAAAAAGUAGACCAUACAUCCACAUUCCAGGUCCAGGUGGAGCAGGCGCCGAUGGAACCGGUGGAGCAGGCGCCGAUGGAACCGGUGGAGCAGGCGCCGAUGGAACCGGUGGAGCAGGCGCCGAUGGAACCGGUGGAGCAGGCGCCGAUGGAACCGGUGGAGCAGGCGCCGAUGGAACCGGUGGAGCAGGCGCCGAUGGCACCGGUGGAGCAGGCGCCGAUGGCACCGGUGCCAUCGGCGCAGCCGCUGAUGGCUCCGGCGAUUGGACCGGCGUGGACGGCUCCUGCUCCAUCUCCUAAGAAUGAAAAAAAAAAAUGAAAUAAGAAAAAAAUGGAUUAAUCCCCCUAAAUCAACUAAAAAUCAAUCUAAACAACUAACUAAUUAAAAUCAACGUAAAAAACUAACUCUUACCUCGAGGAGCGCCUCCCCUUCCUCCAUGAUGUUGUUUUUCCACAU